AUGCUUCCUCACCCCCACCAUACACACACGCCCACACACCAACCCCCCACAAAAAAAAAAAAAAAUCGCCUCCUUCUCAUUCAUUUGCCUCAGCUCAAUUCAUUUCGUACACAAACAUGUAAAUAUAUAAACAUAUAUAUUUACAUAUUAAAUUAUUAUUUAUUUACUUAUUUUCAUAAAGUUAUAACAAAAAAAAAGCCCUCAUAUGAAAACGCGUUAACGUCAUCCCCAUUUCUUCCAUUUAUACCCAGUUGUUCUUUUUCUCUCCCUUUCUCACACAUACACACACACACACACACAUAUAUAUAUAUAUAUAUAUAUAUAUACAUACCGUCAAGCAGGAGAGAGGGGGAAGAAAGAAAAAAAAAAGAUAAACAAAAAGUGAAAGCAAAAAUAAAAAUAAAAGUGAAGCUUAAUUCUUUUUUUAAAAAAAAAAAAGAAAUUAAACAAAUAAACCACCCAAUUCAUUCAUUCAUUCAGUGGCAAAAGGAUAACCCAAUUACAUAUAACAUAUGGAAUAUAAUAUAUAAUAUAUAA
Messenger RNA from Trypanosoma brucei brucei TREU927, 537 nucleotides. RefSeq lists its product as hypothetical. The transcript has a single exon. The coding region runs from base 1 to 537 and encodes 178 amino acids. NCBI's taxonomy places the organism in Eukaryota, Euglenozoa, Kinetoplastea, Trypanosomatida, Trypanosomatidae. The record is from RefSeq and is a predicted model, not a curated record.